UCUGUUGACUAAAGCUAAAUGUGAAUUUGAUGAAGUGAUUUAAUAACAGGAGCUGCUUUAUAACCCGAGGAGGAUUCUCACUACAGGUCGGUCAUGUUCAGCCGGCUGACCCAGGGAGUGAACUCCGUCCUGCAGGAGUUAUCAGGAGAGGAACACCAUGACGACGAUCCUCAGGAUGGCCUGGUGCCGAAGCUCCCGCCCGGCGCCGACGCCUCCUUCGAGGGCCCGGGGCCUUCAGAGGAGAUCCUGGAGAGGCUGGCUCACACCGAACAGUUAGUGGUGGAACUGAAGGAGCUGAUCAGAGAGAAGGACGAGCAGCUCGCCGACUCUGAGAGACGCCACAAGGAGGAGCGAGAGCAGGGCGAGGCCAAAUUCACCAAGCUCAAGCUGCAGGCCAAGGCCAAGAUGGCGGCGCUGAACAAACAGAUUACCGAGAUGAAAGGGCAGGAGGGUCUCAACACCAGUCAGAGUUCGGACAGCUCCUUCACAGCCCCCGCAGGACUGGAGGAGGAACUGCAGCAGCUGAAGCAGAAGUUAAUUCGGGAGGAAGCGGCAACCCGGACCCUGCAGGAGCAGCUUCAGGAGGCGGAGCGGCGCCUGAACGAGAGAGAGGAAGAUCACGCCGAACAGGUUCGAGUCCUGCAGGCUGUAGUGAAGGACAAGGACGUGCGCUUCCAGGAGCAGAUCCAAAAACACGAGGAGGAACUGCUGCACCUCACCACCCAGAACCCGAACGAUGUGGACCUACAGCAGGCCCUGCGUGAAUCUCAGAGGAGAUGUGAGGAGCUGGAGGAGUCUCUGCGCUCUCGUUCUGAAGUUCUGGAGAUGUUACAGCAGGAGCUGAAUAGCGCCGAUCAGCAGAAACAGAUCCUGACCACACAGUUCAGGCAGAUGGAGCAGGAGCUGGCCCAAACUCAAAGACUAAGAGAGGAGGAGCGCCAGCAGUGGACCAUCCAGACCCAGGAACAGCUUCAGUCCCUGAGAGCCAGUCUGGAGAAUGAAAGGGAAGAGGCCAUGACGAAUCUCCAGGCAGAACUGACCCAGAGAAGCUCCGAGCUGGACCAAGCGCGAGCGAAGCUAGAGGAGAUAUCGGGGAGAGAGACGGAGGCGGACGCCAACGCUGAGGCGGAGCUGGCCAGGUUACGGUCCGGCCUAGGAGAUUCAGAAAUACGAUGUGAGGAGCUGAGGAAGGAGCUGGAGCUGCAGGUGGAGAACCGGGCGGCUGAGCUUCAUCGUGUGGAGAACGAGAAGGAGGAACAGUCGAGAGGAGAACGUGAGGAGAUGACGAGGCUUCAGACGGAGCUGAGAGAGGAACAGGAAGCCGGAACGCGAGCCAAGCGAGCGCUGGAGAAGCUUUGGACGGGAAUACGUUCCCUGACCGGAGGAGACGAAGGACGUGACGAAGACGUGAUGGUACCUGACGACCCUGCGCAGAUGCUGCUCCUUUUGGAGGCCAGGAUGGAGAACCCGAGGGAGGGGCGCAUGUCACAGGUCGACCUCGCCAUCGAGGAUCUUCAAGCACAACUGAAUAAAAGCGCUGCAGAGAGAGAGGAGGCCGUCAGCAGGGUGGAGCAGCUCCAGCAGCAACUCGCUGAGGUUCAGGUCGCUGCUGAGUCACAGGGGGGUCAGGGGACCGAGCCGCCUCAGAGGGAUCUGGACGGGGCAGAUGAAGAUGCUGCAUCACUCUCAGAGAAGGUCUCGGCUCUGGAGCAGCAGCUACUGGAACGAGAGAAGGAACUUUCUGCCCUCACAGAAAAAUUAGCAUCUACUGAGCAGCAGAACCUGCAGACGUUAAAGGAAGGAAGUGCUGAAUGGGAAAUGACUAAAAACAUUCCCAAACCUGACAGUCCUGAAGCCCUCGCGGGUCUCGAGGACACUUUGGAAGAAGACACGACUCUAACUGCUGUAGAAUCUUCUGCCAUGUCUACAUCAGUCCUGUCCAACGAGAGUUACUCUGAGAUCACUGGAGCACAGGCCGAGUCACCUGUAGAGUUAAAAGCAGCCUCAUCGGACGAGAUGGUGACCAGCACAGACUCCGAAGUCGCUCACAGCAGCUGGACGCUCCUGGAGGCGAUCAAUCAGGAGCCGAGUCCAGAGUGGCCUUCCCAAAUUCAGAACUUCGGCACCCUCCAGAUUUCCACACAGUCUUGGGAGGAGACCAGCGAAGAGCAGGUCACUUCUUCAUGCUCCGCGGUUGAGGUGGAGUCUUCGUCCGUGGUUAUUCGCGAAACGGUGCAGGUUCAAAUCAGCCAGAAGGAGGCGAACUUGCUGAAUAUGGAUUCCACUUCUGGUCAGGAUUUUGCCCAGAUCCUGGCUGAAGAACUCCAGAAGAGAUACAGUGAAAUACUGAAUGAACUCCAGCAGCUGAGAAAAGUGGCCUCUGAAUCCCAGGAGAAGGUGCAUCUUCUGGAGGAGGAAUUGAAAUCACUGACGCUGGUUAGAGAUGAAGCGGAAGCGAGGGCGCAAAGGUCUGAACAAGACUUGAUGGACGCAAGAGCACAGCUUCAGAAGGAGGCGGAGGAGCAGACAACCGAAACGGAUUCACAAAUUGAUGUCAAGAAGUUCCUUGAGGAGCAAGUGGAGAGCCUAAACCUGGAGGCUCUAUCUAAAGAUGAGAAAAUUCAGGCCCUGCAGGGAGACCUCGAUGAGAUCCAGAGCAAACAUCUUCUGGAGGAGGAAUUGAAAUCACUAAUGCUGGUUAGAGAUGAAGCCGAAGCGAGGGCUCAAAGGUCUGAACAAGACUUGAUGGACGCAAGAGCACAGCUUCAGAAGGAGGCGGAGGAGCAGACAACCGAAACGGAUUCACAAAUUGAUGUCAAGAAGUUCCUUGAGGAGCAAGUGGAGAGCCUAAAACUGGAGGCUCUAUCUAAAGAUGAGAAAAUUCAGGCCCUGCAGGGAGACCUCGAUGAGAUCCAGAGCAAACAUCUUCUGGAGGAGGAAUUGAAAUCACUAAUGCUGGUUAGAGAUGAAGCCGAAGCGAGGGCUCAAAGGUCUGAACAAGACUUGAUGGACGCAAGAGCACAGCUUCAGAAGGAGGCGGAGGAGCAGACAACCGAAACGGAUUCACAAAUUGAUGUCAAGAAGUUCCUUGAGGAGCAAGUGGAGAGCCUAAAACUGGAGGCUCUAUCUAAAGAUGAGAAAAUUCAGGCCCUGCAGGGAGACCUCGAUGAGAUCCAGAGCAAACAUCUUCUGGAGGAGGAAUUGAAAUCACUAAUGCUGGUUAGAGAUGAAGCCGAAGCGAGGGCUCAAAGGUCUGAACAAGACUUGAUGGACGCAAGAGCACAGCUUCAGAAGGAGGCGGAGGAGCAGACAACCGAAACGGAUUCACAAAUUGAUGUCAAGAAGUUCCUUGAGGAGCAAGUGGAGAGCCUAAAACUGGAGGCUCUAUCUAAGGAUGAGAAAGUUCAAGCCCUGCAGGGAGACCUCGAUGAGAUCCAGAGCAAACUCUUUGAGAAAGAAGGUCAGGUCAGGAUGCUGGGGGUCCAGUUAGAGGACAGGGAGCUUGCCUUCUCUGAAGUGGAGGAGAAACUUACUCAAAUGGAGGACAGGAUACAGCAAAGCUCGCAUGAAGCUGACAUGGCCAAAUCGGCUUUAGUUGACAGAACGUCCGAGCUAGAGGACUUGCAGCAUUGCCUUUCCUUAAAGGAGCAGGAGAUGCUUGAACUCAAUGACACCAUGACCUCCAAGCUGCUCCAAGCUGGAGAGGAAAAGUUUGCCCUAUCUAAUGAAGUAAGAAACCUAAAGGAUCAGAUGCAGGAAAUGGAAAAGACCUGGGAGAACCAGCACAUGGAGACGCUCAAAAAGCCAUCCAAUGAAAGCGAGGAGCUGGUCACUCUGCGCAAGGAGAACGAGAACUUGACCGCCCAGAUAGCCACAAUGAAAACUGACGGAGAACUGGUGAAGAGAAAGUUGCAGGCAGCUUUGGUACAGCGCAAAGAGCUAAUCAAAAAGGUUGCUGAACUUGAGAAAGCCACAGGAGGCAAAGAGAGAGAAGAUGUCGCCCUCUGUAGUGCACAGGAUAAUAAUGAGGAACUACAGAAGCUUGAAGAGCAAUUACGAGAGACCAGGCAGAUCUUGAGUUCCAAAGAAGAAGCUCUGACAGUCAUUGAGCAGAAAGCAUUAAGCCAAGACCAAGCACUGGCAGAGGCACAUGCUGAAAUCCAACAGCUCAUGGAGAGAUCUAAAGUUGACGAGGAACGCGUCAAACUCCACUCACAGAUCACCACACUGGAAACUGAGCUGGAUGCGCUGCAGAAAAAGUUUCAAGAAGCCGUGGAUUCUCGUAAAGACACCCUACGCAAGGCAAAGGAGAAGGACAGACACCACCGCGAGCAGCUGAGACAGCACAAAGAAGAGUACAGUGACCUCCUGAAACGUCUCGAAGCCGAGGAUGAAGGCAAAGCUAAGCUUCUAAAACGGCUUCAAGACCUGGAAUGCCUUGUAGAGUCAAAGGAGCAAGCUGACAAAGAAAGGCUUGUGCACGUUCAGGAGGAGGUUAAGACUACUUUAGAGAAUGUGGAGAAACAAGGGUCAGGGGAUUGGGUUCAGGAAGACUGGGACGACUUUGCUGGACCAGAUGCCAAAACCAAUCAGCAAUCUGCAACUCCUGACCAGCCUUCACAGGCAAUAUCAGAAGACAACAAGGCCGUCAUCAGUUUCCUUCAGGAACAAGUGAAAGCUGAACAAUCUGCUCGUAUGGAUCUAGAAGAGCAUCUUGAACAGAGCAAGGCUGCAGUUUUACUUAAGGAUACUGAGAUGCUUGAGCUCAGGAAGGAGCUGGAGACUCUGAGGGCAAAGGAGAGGCAGAUCGAUGCCCUUUCAGAAGAACUGGACACCCUAAGAGAAAAGUGUAAGCAGGCAGAAUCCCAUGCUGAGUUGUUGAAAGCAGAAGUUGAGGAGGCUGCAGCCACAGCCAGGGCAAGCAUCUCUGUGGCGGAGUCUCCAGUCGCUGCUCUUCAGGCAGAGGUAGAGGAGUUCAAGCAGUUCCUGCAGAACAAAAAUGAUGAGAUCAUUGACCUUAGCCAGCAGCUUAAUGAGCAAGGAGUCCUUCUGAUCAAGAUGCAGGAGACUGUCUUGGAGAAGGAUAAUUUAAUCGCAUCCUUGCAGGAGGGUUUAAAGACGGAGCAAGAAAGGAGCCAAAAAAUGGAAGCAGAAAUUGGGCAGCGUCAGGACGAAGAGAAAGACGACAACACCGCUAAGGUCCAGCAGCUUCAGCGUAAAUUUCAGGCUGCUUUGGUGUCACGGAAGGAAGCUCUCAGAGAAAACCAAACUCUAAAGCAAGAACUAGCUGCUGUUGAGAAAGUGCAAUUAGAGUUGCUAACAAAGAUUGAGAAUGUUGAGGCCGAACGGAGUAAGCUGGUGGCUGAGAAGGAGAAGCUCAUCGAGGAGGUGGAUCGAACCCUGCUGGAGAACCAGAGUCUUGGUGCUGCCUGUGAGAGCCUCAAACUUGCCAUGGAUGGUCUGCUGAGUGAAAAAGAUGCCUGCCAGCGCCAGAUCGAGAGUUCCAAAGAAGAUGCUGAGCAGGCAGCAAGGAGAUGGGAAGAGAAGCUGCAAGGCAUGAAGGAGGAGUAUGAAACUUUACUGAAGUCGUACGAGAACGUGAGCGACGAGGCCGAGAGGGUUAGAAAAGUCCUAGAGGCCGCCCGACAGGAAAGGCAAGAAUCGGCUGCCAAAGCUCGGGCCCAUGAGGCAGCCAAACAAGAAGCAGAAAGGUUAGCAGAGGAAGCUCAAAAGGAGGUAGAUGUUGUGAAAGACAAAAUGAGGAAGUUUGCCAAGUCCAAGCAGCAGAAGAUCUUGGAGCUUGAAGAGGAGAAUGAGAACCUUAGAGAACAAGUCGAGAGGAAAGGGAAUAAAGAACCAGACACAGGGUUAAAACAUGAGCUGGAACAAACUAAAAGUGAUUUAGAAGCUUUGAAAGCAGAUUUGAUCAAUGUAGAAACGGAGCGAAGUUCUUUGGAACAAGAAACUAAAAACCUAAAGCUGCAACUGGAUCAGGAAACUAGCAAGAAGAACACUGGCUUCUCUGAAGAAGUAAUUAAGGAGGAAGUGGUUGCACAGCAGUCGAGCCUUGUAUUGAGUGAAAACCAAGAAGUUCUAGUUGGAAGAGCUUCUCAAGAGCUACUGGACCAGAGGCAGGACUCAGAGGAACCCUUGCUUAAACAAGAAACCACAGACGUGAAAACUGAAAUAGUAUUGAGUGCAGAAGCAGAGAAACGUCUCAGGAAAAAGGAGGCAACUCUUCAGACAGCAGAGAUCAACAUAAAGUCACUUCAACCUGCUCUUGAAGAGGAGAAGAAAACUAGAGUGGAACUGGGACUAAACCUAAAUGCAGAGUUGGUCUCACUGAAACAACAACUUCAGGAGUCCAUGGAAAAAGAGAAGACUUUGACUGAGGAGUGCCUUAAACGAGAAACCCAGCUCCAGGAGCUUCGCGCAAACCUCGAGGACACCAAUGAAACCAGUGUCAGUCAGGAAGCUUUGCUUGGUGCAGAGUUGACCUCUCUCAAGCAGCAACUUCAAGAGUCUGUUAAAAAAGAGGAAAUGCUUAAGGAGGAGUGUUCCACAAAAGAAGCUCAGCUUCAAGAACUUCGUACCAGGCUGGAGAUGGAGAAGGAUGACCUUGAAGAGCGACUGAUGAACCAGCUGGCCCAGGUCAACGGCAGCAUCGCAGGUUAUCAGCAGGAGGCGGCUGAUUGUCGAGAUCGACUUGUAGACCUGCAACGAGAAUUAGAGAAGAUGGAGAGGGAGCAAGCAGAGUCGGAGGCCAUGCUGGUGAGUGAAAGGGCUCGGGCGGCAAGGCUGGAAGAAGAUAAAAGGCAGGCCCAGCGGGAAAGAGCCGAGGCAGAGACCGAGGCAGGCAAGCAGAGGGAGCUGGAGCAGAAGCUGAAGUCUGCACAGAGGGUGAAGGAUAGUAGCCAGAGUCGGGCUCGUCAGCUUGAGGAACUUCUGAGGGAGAAACAGCUGGAGGUCCGACAGAUGCAGAAAGAUUGCAUCCAGUACCAGGAAAGAAUCAGCGAACUGGACAGACAGGCCAAGGCACUGUCACUGGGUAAAGAUGAGGCGUCCAGUGAGCUAAAGGUGGCACAUCAGGAGAUAAAAAAGAUCACAGAAGAAAGGACCAGGCUUGAAUCAGAAUUGUCCACUUUCAAAGAGAACCUAAGUGUUGCUCAAGGUGAGGCGAGUCAGGCACUUCAGGACAAGAAAGCCACAGAAGAGCGGUCUCGAAAGCUAGAGGCCGAGUUAAAGUCAGAAGCCGAGCGAACCCUGGAUGAAGUAAGAUAUCGCCUGGGAGCUGAGCUGAAACAGAUGGAACUGAGGCUGGAGCAGGCCUACCGAGACCGGGAAACGGAAGAGGAGGCGACCCUGGAGGCCAGGAGUAUCACAGAGGCUGUGGAGAAAUAUGCGCAGGAGACACAAGCGCGCCUGGACGAAUCCCUAGCGCGCCUGGCCGCCUUUUCACGCUCCAUGUCCUCCCUGCAGGAUGACCGCGACCGUGUUCUGGACGAAGCUAAGCAGUGGGAGAAUCGGUUCCACGGCACCCUCCAGGGCAAGGAGGCUGAAUUGCGGGAGGCUGAAAGCAAAGCCAAGAAUCUUUCUGAGCGACUUCAGAGGGAGGUGACGCAAAAGGAGGAACUGCAGAACUCACUAGAAAGGUUGCAGAAAGCAGAAGAACAGUGGCAGUUCCAGUUAGACGAGGCCGAAAAGCAGCACAAGGAAGCCCACACGGCUCUGGAGAAACAAAGAGCCGACUUGCAGCAGAGACUGACCGAGGCAGAAAGCUCUCUCGUCCGGGCGCAAAGUGAGCUGGACUCGGUGAAAGCAGAGGCAGAAGGACUACGCCACAGAGCUAACGCUCUAGAAGAAGCAGUCGGCAAACUUCAGGCUGAGGCCAACCAAGCCAGGACCACGAUCAAGGAGCGAGAAACCGAGGAGAGGAGGUUGUGCUUAAAUCUGGAGCAACUGGAGACGGACUUGCGCUCCUCGAAAACCCUCAUGGACACUCUUCAAACGGAGUUGGCUGAGAAGCAAAGGAGGGAGAUGGAGCUCCUUGGAGAGAAGGAACAAGCUGUAACUCAGGCCGUGGAGGAAGCCAGGAAGGAAGCCGACGGCAGGGCGGAGGAAGCCGAACGAGAGUUGGACGAGAGAAGAGCAACCAUGCGAGAUCUUGAAGACAAAGUCCGUAAAGCUGAGGAAGACGCCAGCCAAAGCAAAGCCCGACUCGACUCGUUCACGAAGGCCAUGGGGUCUCUUCAGGAUGAUCGGGACCGGGUGCUGAGCCAGUACAAACAGCUAGAGGAGCGACAUCUCCAGUUCAUGAUGGAAAAGGACGGUCUUAUUCAAGAGGCAGCAACCGAGAACAACGGUUUGAAGGAGGAGCUCAGGGCCCUGCUGGCCCAACGGGACGACCUCCAUGCAGAGAACGCCAAACUGGAUGCCCAGCUCCAUGGCUACCGAGAUGAGUUGAGUCAGGUCCUCAGUAUGAAGGACUCCCAGCAUAAGAAGCUGCUUUCGGUACAGCUCGAACGCAUCAGCGCCUUAGAGAAGGAGAGGGAAGAGUUCACAGCAAGGAUUGACAUCCUGGAAAAAGAGGCGUCUGUGAGAAAGGGGCUUUCUGUAGAGCACGAGACCCUGAGCCAGGCGGGGCAGGUUAAAGAUGCUCCUGGUGCAGAGGUGGAGAAGCUCAGGGAGCAGCUCCAAGCAGCCAAGAAGCAGAUCGGCGGUCUGGAAGCGACUCUAGAGUCUGAGAGGCAGUCGUAUGCGGCUCACAGCAAGGAACUGAAGGAACUGCGCUGGGAGGGAGGCAUACUCCGAACGGAGACCGAGACUGCCGAGGAGAGGGUGGCGGAGUUGGCUCGAGACUUGGUGGAAAUGGAGCAGAAGCUGCUUGUGGAAAAGGAGGAAGCAGCCCAGCUAAGAGCUCAGAAUCAGGCCUUCGGUCAAGCCAUGGCCUCUCUGCAGAAUUCACACGAUGAGGCUGUCGGUGAAGUCAAGGAACUGCGGGUCCAGCUGGAAGCCAAGGGUCAGACAGGACAGUUAGGUGCUCCGGCGUCCCCUAGCGGCACCAGUGGUGAAGUGUGGAGCCUGAAGAACGCCCUGUCUGCACUGCAGAAUGACCGGGAGAGAAUGCUGGAGCAGCUACGGUCGCAGCGCAGCGAGCUGGACAGGCUCGGAUCUGGAGAACUCUCCAGACCCACCCAGACCAUAGAGGAGGAACGUCGGAAGAUGGGUGAGAUGGAGGAGAACAUGGCGAAGCUGCUGACGGAGAGAGAUGAUAAGCUGCAGAGAGACCAAAGGGAACUGGAGAUGCUCAGGUUGGAGUGUAGUGACUGGCAGGCUCAAGCCGAGUCGCUGAAGCAGCAAACUCUGGCAACACUCUCGGACCGUGACCAGCAGAUCAGCCACCUCAGUGCCAUGCUGGAAGAGGCACACGCAUCGGAACCCAGACUGCUGAAGGAACACGCUCACAGACAGGGCCGGACUGCAGAAGACGGGGCCCCUGGGGGCCCUCUGGGGCACACUGAGGACUACAAGGCUGAGUGUGUUCUUCUCCAGAGGAGGUUGGAUGAGGAGGUGGAGAUGAAGAUCAGUAUGCAGGAGCAGCUCACUGAGGCGCAGCAUCAAAUCGAACGGUUCACACGGGACGAGUGGCACUCAGGACUACAGAGGACUCACUCUGAGACGGCUGUCCUCAUAGAGCCGAAGGAGGGCGCCGUUACACGGAGUCGGACUGGAGGACGGGGACUGGGCCGGAUGCUGAGGGGGGCGUUCUGUUCCCGACAGAGGACCCCGCUCCUGGUCUCUCUGUACCUCCUCACCGUCCACGUCCUGCUCCUGCUGUGUUUCGGUGGAUACCUGUGAACACGGGACGCCUACAGGACCCGAUUGAGGACGGUCACCGAGAACGUUACUGAGUCCGGUCCGCUGACCAAAAUCCCUUUACCUGUUUUUUUUUUUUUUUUUUUUUUUUUGUUAGAAUGAAGGAAUUUCUGAGCUAAUUCGCCAAAAAAGUUCUUGCAGCCGGGAUCCGAAAUCAGCCGAUGAUUAAAAACCUGUAAUAAUAAUCCAGAGGGGCAGCGACGCCCCCCAGGGGGCGAGAAACGUUCUAAUCAGCGCCGUUAGCACAACGUCAGGGUGUUUUUUAUAUUUCUAAUAUUUUAUACAUCACGUUGGGUUGAAUCUUAACAUUCCAGAACUUUUAAAGGUCAGUAUAUGGUCAUAAAUAUUGGGACGCACGACCACGAGCUUGUUAGACAUUCACUUUGCAGAUGAGAUGGCACAGCCUGUUCUAAUCUGGAACGGAUUUUUAACAGCAUUUUGAAGUCUGUCUGUAGGGAUUUGUGCCCAUCUGAGGCCCUCAGUUGGUGUUUGGUAGUGUUGAGGAGAGGGAAAGGGCCUUCCUCACUUACUUUUGGCCAUAUAGUGUACAUUCAGGUUCCAAUUAGUAUCAUUGUACUCAACGGCAGUAUCGGCAUGUGCGAAAUAGAGUUCCGAUACAGAUUUGCUUCCUUUUUGUCCUGAUUUAGAUAUACUCCAUUCCACCUGUGCGCUCUGGCGGCCUCUGCUGGUUGCACAGAGUAAUUUAAUUCAUAUAAUAAAGAAGGUCAUCCAACUCCUAUAUCACCCCGUAAGCCUGUAAUUACCCUGGGUGAGAUCUGGGGGGUCCGGGGUUCGAAUCUAAGCCGUGCUAUCAACCGGUCAGGUGUAAGGGUGGCCGAAACAGCCUAGACGUUGGUCGGUGCAGGUCACAAGCACAGAUAGGAAUAGUAGGGUGGCAUCAGGAAGGGCGUCUCUAAAUUAGCAAUCGGAAGGUUGUCGGUUUCAGCCCAACCGCCACCAAAUUGCCACGGUUGGGCCCCUGAGCGAGGCUCAGAUUGUAUUCAGUCAAAACUGUGGAUAAACACGUCUGCAAAAUGCUGCAAAUGUACAAGUAAAUGUUCCUUUCUCGGUCCCGGUGUCUCCGGGGUAACAGGACCCACUGCAACCCUGACCAGGAUAAAGCCCUGGUAAACAAAUACAGGUGAGAAGUGACAAUAAAUGAUCGCUCUUUUAAAAAUAAAAAUUAAAUAAACAUAGAUCAGCCUGGAAGGGCUACAGAGCAGUUUUGAGGGCUCUAGGACUCCACCAAACAACAACGGGAGCGAUUCAUAGAGGCAGUUAGGGGCAAAAAGGGGGGAAAUGUUAUUUACAGGUUUCCAAAAGUACUUUGUCUUAAAGGAAGCACAUGUUAGUACCAAUUAAGCUGCGCCACGAUCAAAGCGAAUUCCGGAACCAAAAGCAACACGUUGUUUAUAAAUAUGUCAGUCUGAAAAAGCCUUAACUGAGGCUUUAGGACUCCACUGAACCACAGUCGCUCAACUCUGAACAGUGGUGGAUCAGCCAAGACAUUAGGACCACCCCUUAUAAACGUGCUUGUGAGGGUGAGGGGUGUAUGGGAUCAGAUCCUACGGGGCUCCUUCGGGUGUCCUGUGGAGUCCAUUUCUUCCAGGGUUCAGCGACAACUCAUCCACACAGUGCCAAGAGAUCCCAUUUGAUCAGCGUUUGAGCGCGGAGGGAGCCACUACACCCCUCCUCAGGGUGAUAUAUGUGUUGGAGAACCUUUGAUCGUUGAUGAUUUAGUACUUGUUUGGGUACGUCGGACCUUCUGAGACUCACGUUCCAUAAUGUCAGAUCUAAUAACACUAUCAGAUUAUCAGCCUACUGACGUGCACCACACGGCCGAAAGUAUUCGGACGCCCCGUCACAUAAACGCUGGUAAGCUUCUCACAAGACUUUGGAGUAUAUCUGUGUGUGGGAAUUUGUGCCCGUUCAGUCGAAAGAGCUGGGCAUUCCAGUUCGAGACUCUUUGCAGGCCACUGGAGGUUUUUUUUUCCCCGAUCAUUAGAAGGGGCGUCCCGAUACUUUUGACCGUUCGGUGUACCUGACCGUGAUCAGAAGCACAACGCUGCUGGCUGUGGGGUUUUUCUGUACCUGUAUGAUCUCUGUAAAUGAUCCGUCUCUUCCUCUCUGCUUCUUACUGGGAGACAUUUUCACAAAUAAACUUAUUUAUGGGAA
Messenger RNA from Trichomycterus rosablanca, 12051 nucleotides. It is a transcript of the gene golgb1, whose product is annotated as golgin B1. Bases 94 to 9858 code for a protein of 3254 amino acids. The transcript is spliced from 20 exons. Gene Ontology annotation, cellular component: endoplasmic reticulum-Golgi intermediate compartment; cis-Golgi network; membrane. The record is from RefSeq and is a predicted model, not a curated record. Lineage: Eukaryota; Metazoa; Chordata; Actinopteri; Siluriformes; Trichomycteridae.